This is a messenger RNA of Synchytrium microbalum, 705 nucleotides long. RefSeq lists its product as uncharacterized. Gene Ontology annotation, cellular component: mitochondrial large ribosomal subunit. Gene Ontology annotation, biological process: translation. The transcript has 5 exons. The record is from RefSeq and is a predicted model, not a curated record. Bases 1 to 705 code for a protein of 234 amino acids. Gene Ontology annotation, molecular function: structural constituent of ribosome. Lineage: Eukaryota; Fungi; Chytridiomycota; Chytridiomycetes; Synchytriales; Synchytriaceae.
AUGGCAUCUACUAGCAGCAGUAACGCACCAUUCACCAGUCCAUACCUGCAUGCUACUAAUGUAUUCGACAAUCACGGCGCAAGGACAAGAAAAAACAGACUCGGUCGUGGUGAGGGUUCAGGAAGAGGCAAAACUUCUGGUCGUGGCCAUAAAGGUUGGCACGCUCGUGCUCCCCGUGCUCUACCUCACAGAGGCUACGAGGGCGGCCAGACUGGUAUCGUCAAGGCUCUCCCUAAAUUCGGAAGGAGACCAACCAACCGUGAACAGCUGGUUCACUUACAUCUCGACAAGCUACAACACUGGAUUGAUACUGGUCGCAUCGACCCAACUUCCCAAAUCACCAUCAAGGAACUGUAUCAAUCCAGACUCAUUGGUGGCAUGAAGGAUGGUGUUGUCUUGUUAGCUAAUGGAGCAGAAACUCUCACAUCUAAAAUCAACAUCCAAGUAUCCCGAGCAUCCAAACAAGCUAUAGAAAGUGUCGAGUCGCUGGGUGGCAAGAUAACAUGCGUGUAUCUAGACAAGGUGUCGCUGCAUGCUGCUAGGCACCCUUCGAAAUAUUUCAUUGCUCCUUCUUUGGUACCUAUACCCAAGACUGAAAGAGAUGUUGCACGGUAUGCUAGUGCUACAUACCGAGGAUACAUUGCUACAAACAAGGAAUCAACAUCCAUUCCUAAAGUUGUGGCUCAACAUAGAUUCUGGUCAUAA